AAAUUAGUAUUGGGAAAAUCAAUUGAAACUGGAGAAUGUUGUUUAUGCUUCAAAAGUUGCUUAAGGAAUAGGGUUUUGCCCAGUGCAUGACGCUUGAUUUGAGUGACUUUACCAAGAUGGGGACCAUACACCGCAGUGGAGCCUUUAAAAAAUCAAAUGACACUAUCAGACUUGUAAUUACAACUUUAACUGGAAUGAUCUUUGGAUAUUUUAUUGGAAUUUCUUUUCCAUCUGUUUCCCUUAAUAAGAUUAAUUUACAUUCAAGCAUUGUAUCAUCUCUUGAUGUAGCCUUGAACAAUGAUCAUUCUAGAUCCAUUUGUAACCACAUACCUAAAACUCGUGUUUCCACUGACAAAGCACCACCUAAGAUAUAUGUUCCAACAAAUCCUCGAGGUGCAGAAUCCUUACCUCCAGCAAUUGUAGUCUCUCAGUCUGAUUUUUAUUUGCGAAGAUUAUGGGGUGAACCCAGUGAGGUUUUGGUUAUUUUUUAA
Camellia sinensis is the source of this 491-nucleotide messenger RNA. The record is from RefSeq and is a predicted model, not a curated record. NCBI's taxonomy places the organism in Eukaryota, Viridiplantae, Streptophyta, Magnoliopsida, Ericales, Theaceae.